Molecule: messenger RNA, 849 nt
Organism: Mercenaria mercenaria
Lineage: Eukaryota; Metazoa; Mollusca; Bivalvia; Venerida; Veneridae
Exons: 6
Coding region: 98-736 (212 amino acids)
Biological process (GO): cell-matrix adhesion
Cellular component (GO): extracellular region; lysosome
Molecular function (GO): calcium ion binding
Source: RefSeq, a predicted model, not a curated record
GCACAUUUUGAAAUGACGAUUCCGUGACGACCGAUGACCCUAUAAAUACUGGAAUAAGUUACAAGUACCAUUAUCUCGGAGGAACAUUACACACAAAAUGUCGCGUUUAUAUAAGCUCUUUGUUGUGAGUUUACUUGCCGGCUUGGUUGGAGCCAUAAAGCCAUGCUGUGUUAGCAAGAAAUGGACAGGCAAGCUGAGAAUUACGACAGCGUCAGUUGCGAGCGGAAGUACUAUACCCGUUAUUUCAGAGAACGUUCUCAUGUUCGAUUACGAUCAUGACAUGAAGAUGGAGAAAGCCGUUGGAAGAAUUGUUACUUAUAACGGUUCCAUGGAAACAACACAAGAAUAUACAGUUUAUAACGACUACAGACAUAUGAGAAAGUAUGCUAUGACACCCGAUUCUAACGCAUGUCAUAUUCAGCCGCUGUUGGGAGAACAAACAGAGCCGUGCGUACCAAGCACAUUGAAGUGGGCUGGCAAUUACACUCUCGGGUCAACAAGUGAAGGGGUACAUGUAAAUGCAUGGUCCGGGGAUUAUGAAAAUUCCCACUAUGAGAUGCUAACUACUGUUAAUGACUGCACACCGGUAGAGAUGACUGUGUUUGGCACAAUGCCUGAUGGAACACGAGUCUCGACACAAACCGUCUUCGUGGACGUUACUCAAUAUAUGACCAGUCCUGGUGCCUUGAAUAUCCCAGACAUGUGCAAAACCGGAGGAGCUCCAAUUGGGAAAUAAAGAAAAAUACUGAUGAGGGAUUUAUCACGCCCUGCGCGAUUACGUCCUGUCUUGAUAUUAUUCUAAUAUGACAUUUUAUUUGCUUAUGUAAUAAAAGAUCAGAAAUGUUCAAA